Molecule: messenger RNA, 5264 nt
Organism: Teleopsis dalmanni
Lineage: Eukaryota; Metazoa; Arthropoda; Insecta; Diptera; Diopsidae
Product: transcription factor mef2A-like
Exons: 5
Coding region: 620-4987 (1455 amino acids)
Biological process (GO): regulation of transcription by RNA polymerase II
Cellular component (GO): nucleus
Molecular function (GO): transcription cis-regulatory region binding
Source: RefSeq, a predicted model, not a curated record
GAAUUUAAUUUGUGAUUUUGUAAUAUGAAACUACACAUGCAAACACAUGUAAAUAAACAAAUAAGUAGAUUUACUACUGGCAUAUACGACACAGUGUUUGUUGUUGGUAUAAUACCGGCAUUAGUUGGACAGCAACGUUUGAAAAAGGGUUUGUUGUUGUUGGCGUUAUGAUAAGUGUAUAAUUUUUUUUUUAGUUUGGUGUCUUAAACGUGUAAAUAUGUCGAUUGUGCGCGAGCAUUGUUUUUAUUUAGAAAUGCUGGCGUUGGUUUUGAUUUAAACUGAUGAAAGGGCGCUCCACCACCCAUAACGAUAACAUCAAAUAUUUUGCCGUUGUUUAUGAAAUUUCUCAGAAGUUGCGAAGCUGACUUACGGGGAUUUAAACAACUCGGUUAAGAUACAAGUGUGAUAUUUUUUAAACAAAAAGUAGCGACUAUUAGCAUUUAAUAAAAAAUAUUUUAUUAUUCUGCUACGAAUUGUCAUAGUGAUAAAUAUUUUAACUAAGUGCUGAUUAGCUAGCUUCUUAUCGUAAAAGCUUGCUAAUAACCUCUUUGUUCCUGUUCAACUGAAAAACCUGUCAGACCUAGAAAGUUUACAGGCACUAACUGCCUUAUUUAUAAAAAUGCCAACGAACGAGGCUUCUGUUUACUUGGAAAAAGUUGUAAAACCUCUGCCUAAUUUAAGCUCAACAACAGGAAGUAUUCCAAAAGUCAGCACACAGGUUGAUGUGUCGAAUCAAAUUCAGGCAACUACAUCUUCAUCUCAUUCAAGUAGUUCGUCUAGUUCCUCGAGACCCAUAAAGUCUAUUAGUUUUGUUGAUAAUCCGCUUUACAAGUUACGAGGACAGAAAUGGACGCACUUUUUCGAAUCAAGCAGCACUGUGAAGAGUUGCAUCGAGGAAAUACCGUCCACUAUUGCAGAGGUUAAGCAACGGUCUCCGUAUAAAAUGAAACAAGUGCAACGGCUAAAUGGUAAUGACAUGCAUUAUUAUGGUAUAGCGCCCAAGCAAACAGCUUUGGAAGUUGUUGUUUGUAAUUAUUGCUCAGGGGUGUAUAAAAAAGUUGGUCUGAAAAAUCAUAUGACUUUACACCAUCCAAAUAUAUUGAGUGCAGUACCUAGUAAAAUUAUGCAAAUGGUACCAGGGGAGCAUUUGAAUUUACAUCCUACCGAUGCCACUCAAGAAAUUGUGCGUGAUAUUAUUAAUACUGAUAUAGCUGGUUCACCAUCUUCAGGCACACUGUCAACCUGUUCCAAUGCGUCUUCGUCAUCUCUUUCUUCGACAUACACUACAAGUCGUCAUAAAAGCAGUGAACACUCUUCUAGUUCAAGUAGCAUGUCUAGUGGCAGUAGCCGAUCUCGUAGUAAAUCGAAACAUCGAUCAUGUCAUUUUACACCAAGCGCGCAUUCCUCACCUUCUUCAUCAAUUAAUUUAGAAUUAUCACAAAGUUCUAGCAAAAGUUCGAAAAAAUCAUCAAGUGUAAGCUCACCUCUUGCAUCUACUAUAGUCACUUCAUCAAUUUCAACUAGUUCCAAUUCGAAUGAUGCAAUCAUGGCUAGUAAUCUUGGUGGAAGUAAAUUAUCUUCAGUGCUAGAUACAAUACAGCCUAUAACAGUUUUUUCAUCGUCGUCUAAUUCAUCGUGUUCUCUGCCUCCAACUCCAAAAAUGGUGUGUUCUAUACCAUCAGAAACAAGCUCGGUAUCGAAUGAGUACCCUUUUUCGCCAGCGGGGCUAAUUACAAUAAAAGAACCAAAAGAAAAAUUUACCGGUGAUCCGCCUUCUACAAGCAAUAUAUCAUCUAAAAAAAAGAUCAAAAGUCCUUUAUUCAUUGGACAAGAGUCUGUUGAUUCCUUAACGUCAAAUUCCAGUGCGGAAUGUGAUCGCGGAAGUGUGAACACAGCUGACUUACCAGAAAAACCAAUAAUAACAUCUGUUUCGAUUAUAAAUGGACCUAAAAUUAGAACCGAAAAAACAAUAACAAUUGAAGAAGUGUCGAAAUAUGUUCAAAAUGCAAGUGAGAUUCAACAAGCUGUGCAAUCAAUAACAAGAGAACCGGAAAAAUCGACUGAGUAUUCAAAUAUGGAAACAGGAUCAAGCAACUCAAAAACUGAUAAUAAUAAAACACAACAAUCAAGUGAAAGCAGAACUGAUAAUUUGACUAUGGAUGAUGACGCUUUACCUGAUAUCUUAACUUUACUGCCAGAACUUAAUUUUACAUCAGAAGAAGGAUCACAAGAUACAAUGCAGCAAUUUAAUCAGUCUGAAGAUACAUCGAUGCUAACUUUGGAUGACAUGUUAGACUCUAAGUUUAUUAAUGAGUUGUUGAAUAAUAGUACACCCGAUAUAACAUUUGAUGAAAAUGCAUUUGAUAUGUCAACUCAACAGAAUAAAAUACAUGAACCACCAGCCAAACGAAUGCGUUUUGAGGACCACACAGAUGCCAUGAUUAUAAGCCAACAGCAACAACAAAGCCAGAGUCAACAAAGUCAACAACAACAAAAUCCUCAACAACAAAACCAGCAACAACUGCAACAUGUGCAGGUUAGUGUCAGCGACUUUGCCAUCAUUUGCCAGCAACAAAACCCAAAACAGCAACAACCGCAGCAUACAAAACAACAAAUCCAGCAACAAGUACAAUCUCCGCAAUAUAAAUAUCAUAUACAACCUCCAUCACCAUUACAAGUUCAAAAUGUACCAAAUGUUACUCAAAAUUUACAGCCCCAAACUCAAGUACAAGUUCCACCUCUGCAGCCUUUACAACAACAGCAUACCAUACAAAUCCAACAUAUACCUCAACAGCUACAAUCCACAUUUUUUCAACAACAUUCGCACUUAUUGCAACAACAACAACAGCCAGAAGAGUAUGUACAUUUUGAACCAAACAGCACUGAUGAUAGCUUUAAAAUAUCUAUAAACGACCAAGAUACGCCUUUAACAGUAGAUUACCCAAUUCCAAUAACUAAUGCUAUAGAUGAAGAAUUAUUAUUAAUACUGAAUCAACAAAUGGAGCAAGACAAUAUACAACUACAACAACUAGAACGUGUGUUUUUAUUGCAACAAGAACAUUUCGAGCAAAAUCAAUUCGAUUCGUUAGAGCAACAACAAUUAGAACAACAGCAAUUGGAGCAACAACAAAUUGAACAACUAUUAAUAGAUCAGCAGCAACAACAAUUGGAGCAAGUCGAAAUUCAACAACCAGAGAUAGAGUUAAUACCGGACCAAAAGCCUGAUACAAAAACUAACAACGAUUUGAGCUUCCAUCUGAUGUUUGAACAAAAUUCAAUGAGUUUCGAUGAUAGUAUAUCAAUUCCACACGGAUUUGAGGAACCAACUGGUUUGAUUUUACCUUUUUCCUCCGAAUCAGAAAGUAAUGAUAAUAUCAGCUUCUGUUCGGAUAAUGCAAACUCUCCACUAACAACGAUUAAUAGCGAAAUAAAUGAAACACCCAUUAACACAAUUGAUGCACAUUUUCAAAUAUUUAGCAUUCCAUCUCUAACAGAUGAUACAGUUAACGAUGGUGAUGACAUGGUCAUAAAACCAUGCAUUAUAGAAAAUGGUCGUACAGCUCAUCCACUUUAUAUACCUACAGACGAACAGCUAAUAUAUGAAAUAACUGACUCUAAUCAAGUUGCUGUACUGAGCCAUCAAAGUUCAGAAAAAUUGAGUGACUUAUUUUCAGAUUAUAAAAUUAUCGAUCAAAUUGAUCUUACUUCGGAUGAUGAAGAAGCUAUAGAAGAAGACGAAGAAGAUCUUGAAGAUGAAUAUAUAAAUAUUGAUGAUAUAACUUUGCCACCAGAAGUGUCUGGAGAACUUUUUGAUUUCGACAUUACUCAUAUUGAAACCUACUCAAAACCUCCAGUUGUAACAAAUGUCACUGAACGCUCCUCCGGUGGUUCUGAACUUAAAUAUGGUGUACCUCACAUAUGCGAAGGUAACUCGUAUGGUUUAGUAAAAUGUGCUGUAACCAAUACACCGAUGUUUUGGAAAGAUUCGCUAUCAACAAGAUUAUCUAAAUAUAGACCUGCAGCGUUUGAUGAUAAUAUAAAUGGAUUAUCAGAAUCAAGUUCAACGAAUACUAAUCGCUUUAACUCAACUUCGGCUAAUGCUAAACAAAAGGAUGGUGGUAAAAAUAGUAAUAAUAAUUCAACUGCAAAAACUUCUGGGAAUAAUAAUGCAGGAUCCAGUGAAUUUUCAAUAAGUAGCAUUACAAUUACCAAUCCACCAAACCUAUCACAGCAUAAAUCACAAAACUCUCCUGUCGAAAUAACAGUCAAUAUAACUACAAAUUCUGCAAACAAUACACCAAAUGGAACAUCUUCAUCUCCUAUAACAGUGUUGACAAAAUCAUCGCGGCCUAAAUCAAGCGGGAACUCAAAUGCUAUAGCCAAUACAAAUACUGCUAACAACGGCACUUCCAGUAAAACGAAAUCAACUUCCAGUUCCUCAACGCCAACGAUAACAGCACCUACCUCACAAUGCAACAACCAUAACGCACGGAAUGGAAUUGUUUAUAAAGGCAUAAAAUGUAAACCGGUAAAUAAUAGACGCGCAGCUCUAAUACCAAAAUUAAGUGAUUAUAAACAUGGUAUAGUAACACCGAAACUCAUAAAAGAUUUAAUUAAGGGGAAGAACUCACGUUCAUCUUCACAACAACAACAACAACAACAACAACAACAGCAACAACAAUUAGAUAACCAUCAACAAAAUAACUUAAUUGUUAGUAAUGGUUUGCCUGAAAUAAAUUAUCCUGUACUUAAGUCAAACGAGAAGGUGCGUGAAUUCUAUGAAAGACGACGUACGCUACUCAAUUUAACAAAUCUUUCAGCGGAAAAACGUAGAAUGUAUUAUGAACAAAUGCAGAAAAAUCAAAAAGCAUCGAAUAUGUUAACAAAGAAGAGCUCCACAGAACCAACGGUUAAUGUUGUGCUAUCAAAUUCUAAUUCAAAUUCUUUAUCUAGCCCUACUAAUUGCGAUUUGUCGAUAUUUAGUUGAAACCUCAACAUAUUGAGAUUAAUUUAUUUUACAUUAUUAUUAAGUUUAUUUUUUUUUGAAUACUUCAGCUUAGUUAAAACAGUAAAUGCCAUUAUAUGAAUUCGUACAUGAAUUCAUACAUUCAUUCAAAUUCAAAUACAUACAAAUAUAUCAAUAUCUUUUUUAACAAUAACAUUGUACUAUGUACAUUUAACAGCCAUUGUGCAUUUCUAUCUACUUUUUAAACAUGUAUCUAAAAAAUAUCAUAUUUGUAACUUUAGUAUGUAAAAGACACCAA